UCCACAAAUCUUGGACACAAGAUGAUCCAGACGUAACGGGUCGGACCCAAUUUCGCACUCUCCAGUCCACUAGAAGGUUCCAAGAAAGUCGUCUGGGCUGUUUCAGAUCAUUCGGCCAUUUGAUUUUCUGGUUGAAGAUCGAACCAAUGGUCCGGUCCCACGGCCUCCGGCUCGCCCGCCGCUCCGUCUCAUGGUUUCUCCUUCAAAAUUCGAGCCCCUCCUUGUGGGAUUCGCUGCUUAAAGGGGGCUGCAGGAGUUUCGGCACCGCGUCGGGGAGUCGACUCUGGGGUCUUUUCGAUUCCAAUUUGGGAAACGUGAGAAGUGAGAAGAGCUGGUCGAGGCAGGGAUUGUUCAGUGAUAAUUCUUCUGCUGCUGCAGUACGGUCGAUACAUAGCACUGCCCAUCUGUCAAGGGAUUUCUAUGAUGUUCUUGGUGUCAGUAAAAACGCGACUGCAUCUGAAAUCAAGAGAGCCUAUUACGGGCUAGCAAAAAAGUUGCAUCCUGAUACAAAUAAAAGUGACCCAGAAGCCGAAAAGAAAUUUCAAGAAGUGCAGAAAGCUUACGAGGUCUUGAAAGAUGAAGAGAAGCGACAACAAUAUGAUCAGCUUGGUCAUGAAGCUUUUGAAAGGGCCGGUAAUGGUGAAGGUCCAGGAUUUGAUCCAUUUGGAGCUGGCUUUAAUCCUUUCCAGGACAUAUUUCGAAAUGCUGAUAUUUUCAACAUCUUCAAUAGGGAUAUGGGAGGUGAAGAUGUGAAGGUCUCAGUUGAACUAUCCUUCAUGGAAGCUGUUCAGGGCUGCACGAAAACGCUAUCAAUCCUGACCGAUCUAACCUGUGAAGCUUGUGGUGGAACUGGUGUUCCGCCUGGGACAAGGCCUGAAACAUGUAAGCGCUGUAGAGGCUCCGGCAUGAUUGUAUCCCAAAAUGGUCCGUUCACACUUCAAUCUACAUGUCCAAGCUGUGGUGGAGUUGGAAAAAUUGUUUCGAGCUUUUGCAAAUCCUGCAAGGGUAAACGAGUUGUUAAAGGGCACAAGACAGUGAAGUUGAAUGUCAUGGCAGGGGUGGACAACAACGAAACUAUCAAGAUUCCUCGAAGUGGCGGAUCAGAUCCUGAUGGAAAUCAUCCUGGUGAUCUUUAUGUUAUCAUCAAGGUCAGAGAAGAUCCGGUUUUCCGUAGAGAGGGAGCUGACAUCCAUGUAGAUGCAGUUUUGACCAUCACUCAGGCAAUAUUGGGAGGGACAAUUCAGGUUCCUACUCUGUCUGGGGAUGUUGUCGUCAAGGUCCGCUCGGGAACUCAACCUGGCCAAAAGGUCGUCUUGAGAAAAAAAGGAAUUAAAGUCAGGAACUCGUUUUCAUUCGGCGAUCAGUAUGUGCACUUCAACGUUAGCAUUCCAACGAACUUGACCCAGAGACAGCGCGAACUGAUCGAAGAGUUUGCAAAGGAGGAGCAGCGACGGGAAGAUGACAAAGGUGCUGCUGCAGGAGCUUCAGGUUAGGACCAGAUGAUCGAAUUGUCUCACAUAUAUAUAUAUAUAUAUAUAUUGUUGGAGCAAUUUUGGGAGGAGUGGAUAGGGAGGUUGGGAUGAAAUUGUGGUUUUAAUGUGUUGGUACAUAUGAUAUGGUAUGAUGUUUUGAAGGAAAUGAAUGCAUCUGUCGCCAUUGCCAUGAUCUUACUAUUGUAUUGUGUACUGCAACAACGUAAAGAGGGAUUGAUGAUGUCAGAACUUAGAAUGGAUAUUAGGUAGCUAAUAGCUAUUGGUAUUAGGGUUUAGGGAGGGAGAGGAUGAAGUAAUGCUCUUUGAUCUGAAUGAAGAAUGAAGGAUGUUGGAUAGAUGGUCGGUCCUUUAUUCACUCAGACAGCCUGUAUGUGAUCGUAAAUGCUUCCGGUAAUAAUAAUAUAUCCCAUUUUUAUUGGUCC
Messenger RNA from Andrographis paniculata, 1915 nucleotides. RefSeq names its product chaperone protein dnaJ GFA2, mitochondrial. The transcript has 19 exons. Gene Ontology annotation, cellular component: cytoplasm. The record is from RefSeq and is a predicted model, not a curated record. Gene Ontology annotation, molecular function: ATP binding; heat shock protein binding. Gene Ontology annotation, biological process: response to heat; protein refolding. NCBI's taxonomy places the organism in Eukaryota, Viridiplantae, Streptophyta, Magnoliopsida, Lamiales, Acanthaceae. The coding region runs from base 147 to 1493 and encodes 448 amino acids.